CAGAUUACAGUGUUGCCGCACUUUUCCUUUCUUUGUUAACUUGCUUUCUUGACACCACACCACAGCACGCAACACCUCCGGUCACUUCAGUCCACUGCCGGUUGCCGGCGACCACCUGGCUACAUAUGAUGUCCAAAUUAGCAAUAAUUACAAGACUGGCUAGACAAAUCAGUCAACUUACAGUGAAUAGAACUUCCAUACUCACUUGCAGUUACAGUACAGAUGUGCGCUAUUCAAUCUCCAACAGGGGUGAUGCAGAGACAACGGGGUCCUUAGGUGAUCGAUUUGGCUAUAAAUCUCUCUCUUCCCUCGCAGGAAAACCCAUUGGAGGCAACUCCAAGCCCCAAGUAGGAGAAAAUGUCUCAAGGAAGGACAAGAUUAGCUUUCUUGUAAAUACACUUCUUGAUCUAAAGGAUAGUAAGGAAGCUGUAUAUGGUGCACUUGAUGCUUGGGUUGCAUGGGAGCGGAAUUUCCCCAUUGGAUCCCUAAAGCAGGUAUUGCUCAAACUAGAGAAAGAGCAACAAUGGCAUAGAAUUGUUCAGGUUAUUAAGUGGAUGUUAAGCAAGGGUCAGGGAAAUACAAUGGGGACAUAUGAACAGUUAAUUAAAGCACUGGAUAUGGAUCACAGAGCAAAAGAGGCACAUGAGUUUUGGAACAAGAAAAUCGGUUCUGAUCUGCAUUCUGUGCCCUGGCGGUUAUGUAGUCUUAUGAUUUCUGUAUAUUAUCGUAAUCAUAUGCUUGAGGAUCUUAUUAAGCUAUUCAAAGGCUUAGAAGCAUUUGAUCGGAAACCUCCUGAUAAGUCCAUUGUACAGAAAGUAGCUGAUACAUAUGAGGUGCAAGGCUAUCUUGAUCAGAAGGAUCGCUUACUAGAGAAGUACAAAGACUUGUUUACAGAGACAUGGAAUGGAAGUCCAAAGGGAUUGAGAGGAUCUCGACCCCAAAGAAAAGAAAAACAGGCACAGGAAGAUUAAGGGUUAUAUCAAAUGUGUUUAGUAUGCAGUUGUUCGAUAUCAGGUUUAUCAAUCUACUCAAUAUUUUUCAGAGAUCUUAUCUUGGCGCAGUUGAAAAUUGUUUGUUACACUGUCAAGAAUCAAGCAAACCCCUCUGCAGGACAAUGGGAGCCUGUGCGACCAUGCAUUCCGCCAAGUUUAAGUUUAGUUGAAACCUUUAGAUACUAUUCAGAUCAAACUGCUAUGCUUUUAUGUAGUUUUAGCAUUUUAUGGUGCUUGUCUAUGGAGCUACAAGAUGCGAUUGAAACAUUUACGUAAACGAAAAAAAACAGAAUGGUGUUCAUGUUUUGAGAUUGAUGAAAUUCCAGUUCUUGAUUAUACUAAUAAUUUAUUUAAUUUUUCCUCA
This is a messenger RNA of Solanum stenotomum, 1356 nucleotides long. Its product is annotated as pentatricopeptide repeat-containing protein At4g18975, chloroplastic. Gene Ontology annotation, molecular function: protein binding. Lineage: Eukaryota; Viridiplantae; Streptophyta; Magnoliopsida; Solanales; Solanaceae. The record is from RefSeq and is a predicted model, not a curated record. The coding region runs from base 126 to 971 and encodes 281 amino acids. The transcript is spliced from 2 exons.